Molecule: messenger RNA, 843 nt
Organism: Microthlaspi erraticum
Lineage: Eukaryota; Viridiplantae; Streptophyta; Magnoliopsida; Brassicales; Brassicaceae
Source: the annotation of a GenBank genome assembly
AUGAUGACCGGUGGGAGCUACACGAACAUCGACCACCAGCAAGUCUCUGGAUCUGUACCUGCCGUUUCAGAUCCUGGCCAUGUCACCGUCAAAUUCACAGAAUCAAAUCUACAAACGUUUCCUCCAUCUGCAACUCAAGGGAAGAUCUCUGGUGGUACUAAUCCCCCUCGAGAUGCUGACGAUACAUUUUCUAGGCCUGUGAAUGGUACGGAAGAACCUCAGUCUGGUGGUUGGCUCCAUAAAUUCACAGUUGGUGCUUACAAGCCUUACUUCGAUGUGGACACCUCAGACGUCGUGGAGAGACUCAAAGAAUCGCUCUUUCCUUUCAGAGGAACAUUUACAGAAAAGACUGCCAACAACCCUGAUCUGUACGGGCCAUUCUGGAUAUGCACGACGUUGAUCUUUGUAGCAGCAUCCAUAGGAACAUUUGUUACAUACAUAGCACACAAGUUGAAGAAACAAGAAUGGAACUACGACAUUAAUCUGGUGACUUGGUCUGCUGGAGUGUUCUACGGUUACGUAACCGUUGUCCCUCUUGCAUUAUAUGUCGUUCUCAAGUACUUCUCUGCACCAUCAGGCUUAGUCCAACUCUUCUGUCUCUACGGAUAUUCCCUUUUCAUCUUUAUCCCUGCGCUGUGUCUCUCUGUUGUGCCACUAGAGAUCUUCAGAUGGGUGAUUGCGGGUUUAGCUGGAUUCAUGUCUGCUACAUUUGUGGCUUUGAACCUCAAAGCACAUAUUAACUCUGCAGGAGAGAGAUGGUUCUUGAUUGUCGUCAGCAUUUUUCUUCUGCAGCUCGCGCUUGCUGUCGUGCUAAAGCUAUAUCUCUUCACUGUCACCGUAUAA